AUGAGAGAACCCACUUUCUUUCUGUUUGUCCUAGGUGAGCUGCUACUGCUUUUGAGUGUGAUUUUCCCACGCCAGGGUGUGUACGGCUGCCCAGAGAAGUGCAUCUGUCACUCAUCUUCAAACUCUGUAGACUGUAGUCACCGGGGUCUGGCUGAAAUCCCUCCUGAUCUGCCUCCUCAGACUCUAACGCUGCUCUUGCAAGAUAACCAGCUACACCAUCUUCCUGCUCAUGCGUUUAGGUCAGUUCCUCGGCUCAUGACCUUAAACUUGUCCAACAAUUCUCUCUCACAUCUGGCCCCUGAAGUUUUCCAUGGACUUCGGCACUUGCACGUUUUAAACCUAACUCACAACUUCCUGCUUUCCCUGGAAAGCAGACUUUUCCAUUCCCUCCCGCAGCUGAGGGAGCUCGAUGUGUCAUUCAACAACAUCAGCCAUCUUCCCACCUCGCUGGCUGAGCCUUGGGAGAACCUAACCUUGUUCGAAGUGCGACAGAACCAGCUCCACUAUCUCGAUCGCAGGCUCCUAGAAUCCAUGCCCAGCCUGAGGCUGUUAUUUCUCAAGGACAACCUCUGGAAAUGCAAUUGCCACUUGCUGGGUCUUAAACUCUGGCUGGAGAAAUUUAUCUAUGCAGGGGGAGUAAUGGAUGGUGUCAUCUGCGGGUCACCUGAUAUGUGGAAGGGGAAGGAUCUCCUUAGGAUUCCUCACGAGCUGUACCAGCCCUGUCCUCUUCCUGUUCCACAUCUGGUGCCCUCACAGGGUCAGCAGCAUGGCACUGCCCACCGGGAGGUCCCCAAGCCUCCUGAGAACCAGAUCUCUGGGGAGCGAGACCCUGUGACGUGUGAGGUCAAACCCAAGCCAAGGCCCACCAACCUGCGCCACGCCGUGGCCACCGUUGUCAUCACGGGGGUUGUAUGUGGAAUCGUGUGUCUCAUGAUGUUGGUGGCUGCCAUCUAUGGCUGCACCUAUGCGGCUAUUACAGCCCAGGGCCAUCGGGGCCCCUUGGCUCAAACCAGUGACUCUGGGAAGAUGGGAGGAAAAGAGGUAUUUGACCACUCACUGGCCUGA
This is a messenger RNA of Marmota flaviventris (yellow-bellied marmot), 1065 nucleotides long. RefSeq names its product leucine rich repeats and transmembrane domains 1 (gene Lrtm1). Gene Ontology annotation, molecular function: protein binding. Lineage: Eukaryota; Metazoa; Chordata; Mammalia; Rodentia; Sciuridae. The record is from RefSeq and is a predicted model, not a curated record.